Stereum hirsutum FP-91666 SS1 is the source of this 1041-nucleotide messenger RNA. RefSeq lists its product as uncharacterized. Lineage: Eukaryota; Fungi; Basidiomycota; Agaricomycetes; Russulales; Stereaceae. The record is from RefSeq and is a predicted model, not a curated record. The coding region runs from base 1 to 1041 and encodes 346 amino acids. The transcript has 14 exons.
AUGACAGACUGGACUAGUGAAACCGAGCUUGCUACUGAUGCCCGCGCUUUCACCAAGAUUUUGUUCACGUUCUUCGGCAUCUAUGUGUGGGAGCUAUUCCAGACGAGUGACUUUGAAAUAUCUAUUCUGCUUGGUCGUCGGAAGUUGCAAUGGCCCAUGGUCUUCUUUUUCUUGUGUCGAUAUAGCAUCUUGUGGUCACUCGUUGGAUUAUUAAUCGCAUCGUCGGUUACGCAGCCCAUCCACUGUCAUGCACUCUAUACCUUCACCACUAUUGUAGGACAAUUGGCGAUCUUAACGGCUUCAACGUCAUUAAUGAUUAGAACGUUCAUUCUGUGGAAGAGAAAAAUGUCUAUCGUGAUCCCGUUGACUGUGCUGUCUCUCGCACAAUGGGGCCUUAUCUGGCGUGGAAUGUUCCUCGUCAACGGUAGUUGGAGCGACGAUGUUCAAACUUGCACGGUGACGACCGUUAACUCGCAGUAUCUCCAAGCCACCUUCUUUUAUACGAUGGCUUUUGAUUUCGUACUAUUGGUUGCUGCUGGGUACCAGUUUCUCAGGCAAGCGGCCAGAGUCAGCAUCUGGGACCUACUCUUCAGGGAUGGCUUGAUUUUCUUCAUCGCUGCGUCUGCCUGUAACAUUCUUCCUGCGAUAUUCGCUAUCUUGGACCUUAACUCUGUCAUGAAUCAUCACCGCCGUAAGCUCCUAAUAGUCGCCUGCUUUACCUUUCUAAGUCUCACGAGCGCUUCCAUUGUCCACAUCCAGGUCCCCGCGGGUACAGUCUCUGCCAUCGCAGCUUGUCGCACAGUCAUCCAGCUCAAAGACCUCCAUGAUGAUAUUUACACGCAUACCGCCGCCAUCAUCGGAGGUGGGAACCGCAGGCCUACCCACUUCACUCGACCGGUGGUCAGCGUCAAGACUGAGCAGUUCGUCAUGGAUGACUUUGGGAAGCGACCGAAUCAGCAAGACCAUAGUCCUGCGAGCCGAAAUUCGCUUGACUCCAGUCCUGGUGGUUUCAGCAACAAGGAGGCCCAUGACACUUUGUGA